Molecule: messenger RNA, 876 nt
Organism: Fraxinus pennsylvanica
Lineage: Eukaryota; Viridiplantae; Streptophyta; Magnoliopsida; Lamiales; Oleaceae
Source: the annotation of a GenBank genome assembly
AUGGCUUCCAACACCACCAAAGAAGUACUCCACGAUCUCUCUCCUUUUCUCGUAGUCUACACAGAUGGAAACAUCGAGAGAUUCUUGGUCACAUCUAAUCUCCUGCCGUCACCGGAGGACCCAACCACUGGCGUAGCCUCCAAAGACGUAAUAGUCAUUUCACCGGAGGUUAAAGCCAGACUAUUCCUACCAAAGCUGACAGACUCCAACCAAAGACUCCCCGUUUUAGUCUACUACCAUGGCGGUGGAUUUAUCGUCGAUUCUCCCUACUGCUUGAACUUCCACCGUUACAUGAACCUUUUAGCCGCAGAAGCGAAAGCUCUAAUCAUUUCUGUUGAAUACAGGCUCGCCCCUGAACACCUUCUACCCAUAGCCUAUGAAGAUUCAUGGACUGCCCUUCAAUGGGUGGCGUCUCACGUUAUUGCAAAUGCUAGUAUCGAAAAGGAUCCAUGGGUUGUUAAACAUGGCGAUUUUGGUCAUCUGUAUAUCGGCGGCGAUAGUGCAGGUGGCAAUAUAGCACAUAAUAUUGUUCUCCGAGCUGGAGUGGAGCCUUUGCUCGGGGAUGUGAAAAUCUUAGGUUUGUUUCUAUCUUGUCCUUAUUUCUGGGGAUCAAAACCAGUUGGGUCGCAAUCAAAAGAAGAUUUGACUGGUUUUGCAUAUAAAGCUUGGAUGUGUGUUUAUCCAUCAGCCGCCGGGAAGGAUGCAUUUACGCCUGGAGGGAUUCGUUACGUUGAGUCUGCGAAGAAAAGUGGGUGGAAUGGUGAAGUGCAGCUGGUGGUGGUUGAUGGAGAAUAUCAUGAAUUUCAUGUAAAUGAUCCUUACACUAAGAAAGCAAAGGAUUUGAUUAAGAAAUUGGCUUCUUUUAUUUCAAGGUGA